Closterium sp. NIES-65 is the source of this 1218-nucleotide messenger RNA. NCBI's taxonomy places the organism in Eukaryota, Viridiplantae, Streptophyta, Zygnematophyceae, Desmidiales, Closteriaceae. The record is from the annotation of a GenBank genome assembly.
AUGGACGCAGAGAUGGCAACGUGGAAGUCCACAGGCACCUAUGUCGAUGAGGUUCCCCCACUUGGGGCGAACAUCGUCAGUGGCGUGUGGAUUUUCAGGGUGAAGCGGCCGCCGGGUUCUCCGCUUGUCUUCAAGGCACGUUACGGCAGCCUGCACGAGGAGACCUGGCUGCGCCGCCCACCUGGCUUCACUGGGUCAUUUCCUCCUGGUACACAGUGGAGCCUCCGGCGGCCAGUCUACGGUCUCCGCCAGGCACCCCGUGAGUGGCAUGACACACUGAGGACUACACUGGCGGCUCUUUGGUUUGCUCCUUCUACUGCCGACCCGUCGCUGUUUCUGCGCACCGACACCUCUUUGCCGCCGUUCUACAUCCUCGUGUACGUCGACGACUUGGUCUUUGCCACUACUUACACUGCUGGACUCGCCCACGUAAAGUCCGAGCUGCAGAAGAGACACACGUGCAUAGACCUGGGUGAACUGCGCAGCUACCUUGGCUUGCAGAUCACCCGGGAAAGAGCACAGCGCACCAUUACCCUGACUGAGUCACACAUGGUGCAUCAGGUCCUUCUGCGCUUCGACUUCACGUACUCCUCGCCUCAGGCCACUCCUCUGUCUACUCGCCACUCGCUCUCAGCUCUGCCUUCGGAUGAGUCCAUAGAGCCGAGUGGCCCGUACCCAGAGCUUGUUGGCUGCCUCAUGUACCUGAUGACCUGCACACGACCUGACCUUGCAUACCCUCUUAGCAUCUUGGCACGCUAUGUUGCUCCUGGGAGACACCGACCAGAGCACAUGGCUGCAGCGAAGAGGGUGUUGCGCUACUUGUGCAGUUCGUCGGGCAUGGGAAUAGUGCUUGGAGGGCAACGUUCAGUGGCUGAGAUCUACGCGGGGUCCAUGGCUGCACAGGAGCUACGCUGGCUCACCUACCUGCUGACUGACCUAGGAGAGACGCCUUGUUCUCCUCCAGUUCUGUACGUAGACAGCAAGGCCAUGCUGGCCUUGUGUCGGGAGCACAGACUAGAGCAUAGAACGAAGCACAUUGCUCUUCGCUACUUCCUUGCUCGUGAGCUGCAGCAGCGUGGUCUGCUGCGCCUUGCUUACGUGGCCUCUGAGGCCAACACUGCUGAUAUCUUUACCAAGGCACUUCCGCCAUGUGAUCAUCAGUGCUUCUGUACGAUGCUAGGUCUUGUGCCUACUUGGCCUCACUUGCUCACUUCUUGA